AUGAGUGAUAAAAAUAAAAUAUUACCCUGGCAUUUAUUGCCCUACCAGGCAAACAUUCUUAACCAUUGGUACAACCAGAUAGCUUUAAACUCAAGAUUUUUUGAGAGUAUUAAAACACCAGUGGCUUCCAGAACGAGCUCCGGGUUCCAUAUCAGUGAUAUUUUGGAGUUAAAUGAAGCCAAACCGUCGGCACAAGACGACAAUCAUGCGACAACAAUUCUUCCAAACAAUGAUGUAUCAUUGGCCUACCAACAACUUUUGGAACACGCAGUCCAACAUGGAAACCUGAGAAAUUCGUUACCACCCCCGCCGCCACCUACAACGCUACCACCACCAGGACUUCUAGGAUGGCCGACGGGACCAAUCCUGCCGGUGUCAGUGCCCCAAACAUUAGCCGAAAUGACUGUUCACCAACAGCAGCAACAACAGCAACAACAGCCCGACUCAACCAGUCCAACAAUAUCAGACCUAUCAUUUCCCUCGUCGCAGCAAGACAACGGGAACGACUCUUCCAAAGAUGAAGAACAAGACUUCGAAGAAGCGGAAGAACCCGCUGAUGACCACGAUCACGAUAACGACCACGACGACCACAAUGACGACAAAUCAUCAUCGCGAACCCACGACCUGAGUGACCACCACUCCGGUCAUUGCGGAAAGAAACAAAGAAAGCGCAGGGUUCUGUUCUCAAAAGCCCAGACCUACGAACUGGAACGAAGAUUUCGUCAACAGAGGUACCUUAGUGCUCCAGAACGGGAACAUCUCGCUUCAAUUAUCCAGCUUACCCCGACCCAAGUGAAAAUUUGGUUCCAGAACCAUAGGUAUAAAACGAAACGCGCCCAAAAUGAACGCGUUGAAGCGGGUGCCAGUGGGUGCUCGCCCCGGCGAGUUGCGGUACCUGUUCUUGUGAGGGAUGGAAAACCCUGUCAGUCAAAAUUAGUCGAGUCGACGUAUUCGGGAAGUGCCCAGGUAAUGGCCUCCCCGUAUAUGCAAAAAUCAUUUUGGUGGUGA
Messenger RNA from Cotesia congregata, 1008 nucleotides. NCBI's taxonomy places the organism in Eukaryota, Metazoa, Arthropoda, Insecta, Hymenoptera, Braconidae. The record is from the annotation of a GenBank genome assembly.